This is a messenger RNA of Talpa occidentalis (Iberian mole), 6337 nucleotides long. RefSeq names its product interaction protein for cytohesin exchange factors 1 (gene IPCEF1). Lineage: Eukaryota; Metazoa; Chordata; Mammalia; Eulipotyphla; Talpidae. The record is from RefSeq and is a predicted model, not a curated record. Bases 144 to 1400 code for a protein of 418 amino acids. The transcript has 11 exons.
GUCUUUUGAGGUGUGGUUGCUUACAGUGGACUCCUGAACCUUUAGCCGCAGAGUGUUAUGAGUUUUCUGGAUUCAGGGAUAAAGAACCAGCCCUUGGAUUUACUCUUUUUAUUGCAUUUUUUUCUACCUGUUUGAUCUCAUACAUGGAUACUGAUGGCAAUGGUCUCCAGGUUCCUUUGCGUCAGAAGCCGAGAAAGAAAACUCAAGGUUUUUUCACCAUGAGUCGAAGGAGGAUAUCAUGUAAAGACCUGGGACAUGCUGACUGCCAAGGGUGGCUCUAUAAGAAAAAGGAAAAGGGAACCUUCCUGAGCAACAAAUGGAAAAAGUUCUGGGUGGUGUUGAAGGGAUCGUCGCUGUAUUGGUACAGCAAUCAGAUGGCAGAGAAAGCUGAUGGAUUUGUCAACCUGCCCGACUUCACUGUGGAAAGGGCCGUGGAAUGCAAGAAAAAGCAUGCAUUUAAGAUCAGUCAUCCACAGAUCAAGACCUUUUAUUUUGCAGCUGAGAAUGUGCAGGAGAUGAAUGUGUGGUUAAAUAAGCUUGGAUUAGCUGUAAUCCAUCAGGAAUCCACUACAAAGGAAGAAGAAUGCUACAGCGAGAGUGAGCAGGAAGAUCCUGAAAUAGCUGCGGAGACACCACCUCCUCCUUACUCUGCAGAGACCGGGUCCUCUUCGGCUGCACAGCAGGCAUCUUCAGCCUCACCCAACCUGAGUGAAGCUUCAUGUUCUUUCUCUUCCCUGGAAAACGCCACAAAGACACCUGGCAGUUCGUCUUCGUCCUACCGGAAGGAAAGACAGUCCUGGAUUGACAUAGUUAACAGCACGUCGGCCGCCGAGGAUGGGGGCCAGUCUAUAACUUUUGCUCUGCAGAUUCAUUCACCUGCACCUGCAGAGGCAAACAGUCGCAAGGACCUGGAAAACAGCUUUGCCACAUCAGAAAGUGGAUUUUUGAAUUCUUUAUCUAGUGAUGACACUUCUUCUUUGAGUAGCAACCUAGACCAUCUUACUGUCCCAGACAAGCCUACUGGAUCAAGGAUGAUGGACAGAGAAGAAGCGAAAGUAUCUGACGAUGAUGAAAUGGAAAAGCUCUACAAAUCAUUAGAACAAGCUAGUCUAUCUCCUCUUGGGGACCGACGACCUUCAACCAAAAAGGAGUUGAGAAAAUCCUUUGUUAAGCGGUGCAAAAAUCCAUCCAUAAAUGAGAAACUCCACAAAAUCCGAACUUUGAAUAGCACAUUGAAGUGUAAAGAACACGACCUGGCCAUGAUUAACCAGUUGCUGGAUGACCCGAAGCUGACAGCUAGAAAAUACAGGGAGUGGAAAGUCAUGAACAGCAUGCUGAUCCAGGACAUCUACCAGCAGCACCGGGCACCCACAUCUGCCCCGGAAAGCACCCCCCAGUGACUCAGAACCACCUCCUCCUUCUCUCUGGAAAAUUCUAUUUGAGGACAAGCCAGGAUUCUGUCCCCUUAUAACUUACCCCAAGCAAUUAUUCAAAAUGUUGCCAGAGCUUACAUUUUUCCCUUAAAAAUGAAAGCUGCAACGCAGCCCUCCUCAGGCAUCAGCUCCCCCUGUAAAGAUGCAGUUUAGGGACGCCGAGUGCCACCCGAGAGCAGCAGCACCUGGCUGUACCUGUGCAGCUUCCAUGGGGACCGGACCGGAAUCCAGAUGAACAGCUUUUGUGUCCCUACUGGGAACUCACGGUUGUGGGCCUUGGGUGGGGUGUGAGAAAUGAGUCUUCUGUUUCCUGCUCUCAAGAGAAUCGCAGCAUCUGGACAAAAGAUCCCGUCUUACCCGCGAUAGUUAUUCAUAGAAUGAUUCUGUCUCCCCAAAGAAGGAUGUAUAUAUUCCACCUUGUUGGGUAAAUAACUACUCUGAAUCAUGCUGAGUUGGGGGGAUGGUUUCCUGCAGCCGCCGGAGCAGGACCAGCGUGGGGGUGCAACCCACAUCCCCAGCCUGUGGUCCAGAACGAGGUGUCUUCUCCAGGCCUUGAGAAACCUUGAUGAACAGCGUGUCAGGGGAGGCACGUCUGUGCUCCGCUCCCCCAAAGGAUGGCUUGAUAGCUUACCCAGAUGAUGGCGGGGUAUCUGGGUCCUGUUUCCUUUUCACAUUUACCCUGGGGGAAUCUCUACUUACCUGGAGCAGUUCUAACUCCCACGGGGGACAAAAAGGAGCCCACCAGGAGAAUUGUGGUCAUGUCCCUGUUUGGUGUUAAGACAUGUCUACAUUUACACCCAGCAUCCCUGGGAGCAACACGGACGAGGUGAUUCCAGUGCCCAAAUUCUUUUAAUAUCUUUAUUGAAACAAACAAAAAACCCAGCAAUCCAACAAAAACAACAGCAGAGAUAUACGUGAUUGCUUUAUUUUUGUAUGUUUGUGUAUUACUUUGUGUGUUGUGUGAAUAGCUACAUAUAAUAUGUUUGUUAUUUAAGUAUAUUUAUAGAAGUUCAAAUGAUGGUGUUUAAAAGAUGACAUACUGGAAUAUGUUUUGCUCAGUAUAUAUUCUCCAAGUGUAUACUUUUUGCUUGAGAAAAAUAGCAGUACUUUUGAUUCCUUGGAGUUAUUUUGUUGCACUAUGAUGUAUGAGGAAUGCUCAGGAAAUCUUGUAGGGUAAAUGUGGGAGCAUGCAUUCAUAAUCUUUCCUUUUCCUUGUCCCUUUGCUUCCCUUCCGCCCUGUCUCCCCAGAAAGUUUAGAUUUCUCUAUAGAUUGUAAGUCACUCUCUAAACUGGAGACUUUUAUUUUAGUUUAUCCAUUCUAGUAAAUAAGCUUUAAGCUUUAUGCCAUUUAUGCCCACAAACCCUACACCAAAUGAGAGACAACUAAUAUAGUCUUUUGUCUAAAGACUAAAAGAAGACAUAGAAAUUUGGAGGUCUGUUGUGAAGGAGAACUCAUUUUACUAGAAAAACAUGAUGAAAAGUCUUCACUGAUAUCACCAUGAAUAUUUCUUACUGUAAGAAUAACCACAACCCACCCAACUCCGCUUCUGGCCUGACCCUUAGCACAUUAUCAACAUGACUUGGGUUACUUUAUAGAGUCAAAGUGUGGCUUGACAUUCAAAUGGAAAUAACCCCCUGAGUUUUAUCUGCAAACUGAAUGGAAACAGUUGUUGAAUAUUUCCUUAAGUUGUACUAAGAAAUCUCGAUACUUUGUCAACAACAACCUUUGCGUUAAGAAAUAACAGCAGGAACCAAGGUGUUGUCCUAGGAGCUCCUGUAAGACAAGAGGCCGGUCAGUUAGGCCGGUCAGUUAGGCCCAGCAGGCAUUCAGGAGUGGGAUUGGGUCAAUGGAGGAAGCAGGCUGACUCACAGGUGCCUGCUGGCCCUUGGAGAGAGUCACCGUUCAGGCUGGUUUGAGGGGCCUGUCUUCUAAUUUCUUUACUCAGGAAAUUAUUGAUUCUGUGUGUAGUCAGCUAUUCAAAUGUUGAGUAGGAUUCACAAAGCAAACAAAGUUUUGAGGGAAGAGGAAGUAACAAUUGUACAAUGAUCAUCCUCCUUCAUUCCUUUGGUUGCUUUGGUUUGUAACACCAACCAAUAAAUUCCAAAAAAGUCUUUUUUUUUUUUUUAAAGAUUUAUUUAUUUAUUUAUACAAGCACUGUGGUACAGUCAGAAGCGUGGGAGGGUGAGAGAAUUCACCAGAGCCAGAGCGGAGAGCAGAACAGGAAGAGUGAAGAAAUAUACUGCUGAGGGGAGCAGCGGGUGGCAGGAGAGGUCUGCGCGCCAUGUGGGACCCUUGCCCAGCGGCCGGGGAUCGAACCGGUGCUGCAGAGGCUGCGGGCAGCUUCUCAACCCAGUGCUCAACCGCUGUGCCACCAGGGAGGCCCCCAAAAAACCUUUCUUGAAUGGAAGUGCUCCAGAAGCUUUUAACAGGUCUUGCAAAUACCUUCAAGACUUGCUUUGGCCUGUCAUUAACCCAUAUUAACUGACCCUUUAGUGUGAAAUCCUCAUACUGCUCCAUCACACAGGCCUGUGGGGUCCCUAUGAUGACUUGACCAGGCCUUUCAGUUAUUUUAAAAGUCAAGUUACUCUGGACGUGCUUUUGCAUUGUUGGUUAUAGCAGUUACUUUGCAGAACUGCCCAAUUGUAAGUUAAAAUGAGUGGCACACUUUUAUACCCUGCUCUCCUAGCCCCACCCCCCUUUAGCUUUUUUCCCUCUGUAAACACCUUCACUCAGUAUUGUGUUGUGUUAGGAAGUGGGGGCUACUGCAAAAGCAGCCACCUAGAGGAGAAGGGACAAUAGUGGUAUGUAUAAAAGAGUGGGUGUACAUUUCAUGACAAGGGGUAGCACUGGCCCCUCUUUGAAGCCAUUUUUCUGGUCCAAAGGAUAUUGGAUUAUUUCUACUUUAUUCAUGGAGAGUGCCCAUCCAUGAAGUAGAUUUUGGGUAGUUUCACCUGGUCCCAGGUGAGGCUCCUCUACCCUAUCCUGUAGCUGAAGGGUCUGAGGACUUUGGAAUAACACAGACAAUGGUAGCUCAGGAAGGAAGUGGAUGAUCUGAGCACAAGGAGCCCCAAACCUGGGGCACCGCCUCUGGAUUAGGAUCCCGGGGGGACUCCUCUUUGGGGCUGAGAGGAGGACGACAGCCUGUAGCCCCAAACUGGUGCCUGAUAUGAGACCCUCGCUGGUGAGAACCUCACAGCACAGACUGAGCAGAUGGUCUUGUUCUGCAAGGACAUCUGUGGCUUUUAAUAAUUCUAGUUUUGCCACAAAUUCAGCACAUCAGAGGAAAGAAUCAUCCAACACACUAUCAAAUACUCCAAGAAGCCUAAGGAAGAGACUGUGUUUGGAGUCAGAUUUCUGCAAGAAACCAAAUGCCUUAUGUUCACGGAGCACUUUUUAGUUUGUAGAGUGAUGUGUCUUGGGUUCCUCUCCAGCGCCCCAGUGGUCUUUGUGGCAUGAUUGUGGAUUAUCAGUGCCCCUUUAGACCAAGGGAGGAUACAAGCUCUGAGAAGUGAGGCAUCUGGGGGGAGCUGCAAGUGCUGGGGUGGGACUCGGACUUGAGUUUGGCUCCUCUGCUCCUCAGGACGCCCAGGUGCUCCCUCCCCUUGACCUUGCUCAAGUGCAGUCACUGCUGGGACUCGGCCCUUGACAGGCAGGAUGCCCUCCACUGGGGAAGUGGCUUUGCCAAAUCAUCAUCGAUUCCUGAGGGGCCUCCUUUUCCUUGAAACGUAGAGUCUUCAAGUCCCCAACGGUCAGCGUCCCUCCUGCUCCUGGGCUGUCUGCUCAUGUGUGAAUGAUACUGCUUUGAGGUCCGUGAGCUCCUCGGGUGUGAGAGAUAGAAAGAGAUGGAAUGCCUUGGGUUUUUUUUUUUUUUUUUUUUCCUUUUCAAGCAUGGCAGGAGAUGUUUGAGUCCAGCUUAGUGAUAGGGGUUUGGCCCUUGAACUUUUUCUUCUCAUGUAAUUAUAAUUGUCCUCAGAUAGCCUUUAAAUUACAAAUAAUAUCAUAGAGAUGUAGCAUAAAAGAGAAAAUACACUUUAAAGUCUUCUGAAGGGAGGCGACAAUGACAGGUAAUAUUUUGCUGUAAUAACACAGAUUGAGUGAGUCAUUUAGGCACCCAGGGUGUCUGUUCAGAAGUCAUUACAGACUGAAAAGGUGCCCUGGCCUCCUGAAGUCAGAGCUGCCUCUCUUCUUCAAUCUAAUUGAAAACAACAAUGUUUGGUUUCAAUUUUCCAAUUUAUUUCCCUUCCAAUUUUUUUGUAUACUUACCUCAUAAGAGAAGGUGAGUCCAUGAAAUCGGAGGUGACUUCCCUGCCCAAGAUGUCGCUAACAAUAAAAGCUUCUGAACGCCACUAUGAAAUGGACUGGGGAGGAGUCCCCCACCCUUCACAGAAAGUCUGUCUCAUGAACACGAUAUUGAACAGCUACAUGUGUCUCUCUGUUGUGAGACAGGAAGCAAUUUCCUGGCCUCUGCACAUCUUUACCCUUCCCCUCUACAACCACAGACCACAGAGAAAACAUUAAAAAUGGAUUAUACUUUAAAACUUAGUUCAUUUCUCUUGUUGUGAGGAGACUCAACUGCGCUUACUGGUAUUUCUCUACCCUUAGUCCAAAGGGGAAGCAUGCCCCAUGGAGACAUUUAAUAUUCCAUUUAUAAAACCCAGGAUUUUAAAUCACCAUGUAUUUUAAUGCCCUUGCAUGAUGGGGAUGUGACUUUUAGCAUUGCAUGGUGUUUGGGGGCGAGAUGUCAGUGUGGAAACGAUCCCUUCAAUUUCAUUGUGUGUUCAUUGUCACUUGCCCUUGGACUAAAUUGAAAAACACAGGCAUGGCUCAUCUCUCCUGCUUCAUGUUUCUGAGGUUGACUUGUAAGAAAACAAUAAAGACGAGAAAACAUCUAGUAAAAUGAUAU